AUGUCGCUUGCUUUCGCCGCUGAAAAGCAACUAGCCGUCUCUGCGGUCAGAAGGGCAUGCAAUCUCACCUCUUCUGUAUUCAAUCGAUUAGUCAAGUCAGAGACCGUCGUGAAGAAUGAUAAAUCCCCAGUGACCGUAGCAGACUUCUCUGCGCAGGCAGUCAUCAGUUCUAUGCUCGGAAAGGCGUUUCCAGGCGACCCAAUUGUCGGCGAAGAAGAUUCGGCCGAUCUGCGUCUCGAGAGUGGCAAGGAGCUCCUGGAUCGUAUAGUUGCACUCUCCAACGAGGCACUGACUGCAGACCUGGGGCUCGGCGAGAAUGCUGAUUGGGGAAUCGGUCCCGGAAACAACAGGACCGCUGAAGAAAUCAUGGAUGCGAUUGACAGAGGAAACUAUGCCGGAGGCAAGACAGGAAGAAUGUGGACCAUCGAUCCCAUCGACGGCACGAAAGGAUUCCUUAGAGGGGAGCAGUACGCUGUGUGCCUUUCACUGAUCGUUGACGCAAGCGUUCAGCUGGGUGUCAUCGGCUGCCCGAACCUCCCUAUCGACGCUGCAUCUCCCAACUCCCCAAAAGGGUGUAUCUUCGUCGCCGUUCGCGGACAGGGUGCCCAGCAAAUGGCGCUCUCAGGUGCCGACCCACGACCGAUCAGCAUUCCUGCAUUUUCGAUGGAUCAGCUGAAUUUCUUGGAGUCUGUGGAGUCAGCACAUGCGUCCCAUUCAUUCCACGAUCUCGUUGCGCGGAACCUGGCGCUGAAAGCUCCGCCGACGCGUAUGGAUAGUCAGGCGAAAUACUGCGCCUUAGCUCGCGGAGACGGUGGGGUCUAUAUCCGCAUGCUCACGAGCUCUUCCUACAAGGAGAAGAUCUGGGAUCAUGCCCCGGGAUCGGUUUUGGUAGAGGAAGCGGGUGGUGUGAUCAGCGACUUCAAUGGCAAGCCGCUCGAUUUCGGGGCAGGUAGAUCAUUGGGGGACAACUUUGGCAUCCUUGCUACGGGUAAGGACGUGUACCCGAAGGUGCUCGAAGCCGUACAGCGGGCUCUGUCUGAGCGUAAAGCCAACAUAUGA
Molecule: messenger RNA, 1059 nt
Organism: Pleurotus ostreatus (oyster mushroom)
Lineage: Eukaryota; Fungi; Basidiomycota; Agaricomycetes; Agaricales; Pleurotaceae
Exons: 4
Coding region: 1-1059 (352 amino acids)
Biological process (GO): sulfate assimilation
Molecular function (GO): 3'(2'),5'-bisphosphate nucleotidase activity
Source: RefSeq, a predicted model, not a curated record